Adineta ricciae is the source of this 495-nucleotide messenger RNA. The record is from the annotation of a GenBank genome assembly. NCBI's taxonomy places the organism in Eukaryota, Metazoa, Rotifera, Eurotatoria, Adinetida, Adinetidae.
AUGAAACAUAUUGGAAUUGUUGAUAUUACAACAGCUGGAGCAUGUUUAUGUGCAAAUGAAAUUGUUGCACAAGCAGCAAAAAUUACUUUAUCAAAAAAACAUCCGGAAUUUACAAUGCAUGCAUUUUCAUACGAUCAAUAUUAUGAUUUGAUUCAUCGAAAAGAUUGGAUUAAUUUAGCCAAAAAAAUAUGCGAAUCAAUUGAAUUACUUUCGAAAGUUGGUGCUGAUUUUAUUAUUAUUCCAUCAAAUACACCUCAUUAUGCAAUAGAACCCAAGCAGUCAAGNCUCGUUGCUUGCACAGACCGGGAAGCGAUUCAAGUCAUAACGAAUGAUCAUCGUGGAAAAUAUAUGCAAUCCAGUCCAUACUUUGAGUUUACCUAUGGUCAAAAAAUUGAUAGCAACAAACAGAUUGUUUUUACUUUGGCAGAUGGAACCACUCAUAAAGUUUACUUGCGUGAUUGUGAAAAUCAGUAUAACCAGCAACUUUGGCGUUAA